Branchiostoma belcheri (Belcher's lancelet) is the source of this 7226-nucleotide messenger RNA. RefSeq names its product bifunctional heparan sulfate N-deacetylase/N-sulfotransferase 1-like. NCBI's taxonomy places the organism in Eukaryota, Metazoa, Chordata, Leptocardii, Amphioxiformes, Branchiostomatidae. The record is from RefSeq and is a predicted model, not a curated record. Gene Ontology annotation, cellular component: Golgi apparatus. Gene Ontology annotation, molecular function: heparan sulfate N-sulfotransferase activity; deacetylase activity. The transcript is spliced from 17 exons. Bases 921 to 3566 code for a protein of 881 amino acids.
UUUAGAAUAAAUAAUGCGGAAGUCCCAGUGACGUCACGUUUAAAUAUGGCGGCGCUCUAAGCUAAAUUGGAGACACAGUCGAAGCGACGUCGAGUUUGUAGCUGUUUCUCGUCGUUUGGAGGUGUAGAUCAGAGCUGAUUCGCAGCUGCAGACAGACGUAGACAGCUGGAGCAUCUGCAGGUGGCCGUGACAGGUGCCCUGCAGAAUACCUGAGAUACCUGCAGACAAGAAGUCAGUCCACUUGUCCUGUUAGUGGUCCUGACCAGGUGUCAACAUCCAUCACCCUACACGGGUCGGAGUGAAGGUGACCUUGGAAAGUCACUGCAGAUAUCUACAGAAGUGUCUUCCCUCCAGGAAGAACAGCUUCUAACAAGGCAAUCAUCAUCAAGAACUUCUCAACCCUUCCUGUGACCUGAGAUAGACGUCAGACACUGUUUCGGAAAGAAGAAAAAUCCGCAGAACCUCAGAAAGCUAACAUCCUCUAUUGUCUCCCUGACUUAAUCCUUGAUCGAGAACAAAUCCCUUCUGUCAGCGUUUCCUCACAGAGGGCUUAGUAAACAUAUCAGCCGGCACAUGACGGUAGUGUGAAGCACGUGAAGGUGAAUAACCCUCCAACACACACAAACAGAGCCGUGCCCGGGGAGGAUGUCUGACUUCAGGACUAUCUAGCUUGACAAAGCGCCGCUCUGAGGAGGUUUCACCGUAAGGUCAGAUAAGACAGAUCGUUGAAAAGGAUCAUCCACCACUAAUUCCCAACGGACCUGUCCUGCUUUCACAAAGUGGCCACCUGACCUGAUUGGACCAACUCUUGGGCCAUUCCUUUAGAAGCUUUACUCAUUAAAAUAGGAUCUGAUGGAGGAAUACAGCAGUUUCCAGGUUGACCCCGGUUAGAGCAUUUUUUCCAUUUUUUGUUUGCAAGAAUGACGACGAGAGGUGGACCAAGUAUGAAGUGGGCGCUGCGAAUCCCGCAGCCUUACAUCAAGCGAGCGAUUAUCCUGGCCUUGGGGUUCAGCUUGUUAUCUAUCUGGAUUCUGGCCUACUACGUCUCUCAAACCAAACAGAAUCCCAGAUGGGAGCCACCUCAGGCUAACUGUAAACUUGCUGACUCCAAAGCCAACCCGUUUUUCCCCGUACGGCCCCAGCCAAUGCGCGAUGCGGCAAAGAACUCUAGAACUCAACCUGCCGCCCUCGUAUUCGUUGAGAGUGCCUAUUCCAAACUGGGCCAAGAAAUCGCCGCUCUCCUUGAAGCCAACCGCUUAAAGUACAAGACAGAAAUCGUCAGUGGAAAGAGUUUCCCUUCCCUGACCGAGGUGGGCCACGGAAAAUAUUCCCUGGUCAUCUUUGAAAACUUGAACAAGUACCUCCUCAUGGACAAAUGGAAUCGAGACAUUCUGGACAGGUACUGUUUAGAAUUCAACGUCGGAAUUAUCAGCUUCGUAGGAAAAUCCGAAGACAACCUUUUAAAUAAAAGGGUUGGCGACUUCCCCUUGUUCAUGCACAGUAACCUCAGACUGAAGGACUGUUCGCUAAAUCCCGACUGCCCGCUCCUGUAUCUCACACGAGCCGGGGAAACGUGGCGUGGGAACCUGCCUGGGGAGGACUGGACGAUAUUUCAGUCCAACCACACGACCUACGAGCCUGUGGCGUACGCCAAAACGUCCAGUCUUGAAUAUGUACAUAUGAAUGAGAAUGUGGACAGGUCGUUCCAUGUAACAGUUAUGCAGGACCUUGGGCUUUAUGACGGAAUCCAGAGGGUGUUCUUUGGAAACGACCUGAACUUCUGGCUCCAUAGGUUGUUGUUUCUGGACAGUGCCACAUACCUGAGCCAGGGGAAGCUGAGCUUGUCCCUGGAGCGCUUCAUCCUUGUGGACAUCGAUGACAUCUUCGUGGGGAAGGUGGGCACAAGGAUGCAGACAAGUGAUGUGAAGGCUCUGAUCAGUGCCCAGUCCAGGCUGGGGGCCUUAGUUCCCGGGUUCCGCUUCAACUUGGGGUUCUCUGGUUACUUCUACCACUCAGGAGAUGAUGUAGAGGAUGUAGGAGAUGAUGUCCUGCUGGCCAACGCCCAUGAGUUCUGGUGGUUCCCCCACAUGUGGGCCCACACACAGCCCCACACCUUCACCAACGAGUCCUCACUACGGGAACAGAUGAUCCUCAACAAGAGAUUUGCCAAAGAGCACGGAAUUCCCACGGAUGGAGGGUACGCGGUGGCGCCGCACCACUCCGGAGUGUACCCCGUCCACGUGCCGCUGUACGAGGCCUGGAGGAAGGUGUGGGGAAUCAAGGUCACAAGCACAGAGGAGUACCCUCACCUGCGACCUCCCAGGCACCGCAGGGGCUUCAUCUACAAGAACAUCAUGGUCCUGCCGAGGCAAACCUGUGGUCUCUUCACCCACACGAUCUUCAUAGACAAGUACCCCGGCGGGCGCUCGCGGCUGGAGGAGAGUAUACACGGCGGGGAGUUGUUCCAAACCUUCAUCAACAGUAGGGUGAACAUCUUCAUGACACACCUGUCCAACUACGGUAACGACCGUCUGGCCCUGUACACCUUUGAGAGCGUCAUCAAGUUUGUGCAGUGUUGGACCAACCUGCAGCUGAAGACUGUGCCGCCCCUGGAACUGGGCAAGAAGUACUUUGAUCUGUACCCUGAGGAAGUCAACCCUGUGUGGCAGAACCCAUGUGACGACAAGAGGCAUUUGGCCAUCUGGUCAAAGUACAAGACAUGUGACAGGUUACCACGCUUCCUGGUCAUCGGCCCACAGAAAACUGGCACCACUGCGCUGUACGCCUUCCUAUCCAUGCACCCCAACAUCCUCAGUAACUUCCCCAGCAGCAAGACGUUUGAGGAGGUCCAGUUCUUCAAUGGAGCCAAUUAUUACAGAGGAAUUGACUGGUACAUGGAGUUCUUCCCCACGCCCAGUAACUCCAGUCUACAGUACCUGUUUGAGAAGAGUGCCACAUACUUUGAUAACGAGCUUGUUCCCAAGCGUGCCCAUGCCUUGCUUCCCCGUGCCAAGAUAGUCACCAUUCUUAUAAACCCAGCCAGGAGGGCGUACUCGUGGUACCAGCACAUGCGUGCCCAUGCGGACGCCGUGGCGCUGAACCACAGCUUCUACCAGGUGGUGACGGCGACAGACGAGGCGCCGCGGUCGCUGCGUGACCUCAAGAACCGGUGUCUGAGCCCCGGCAAGUACGCCGUUCACCUGGAGAUGUGGCUGAACCAUUAUCCUGCCAGCCAGUUGUUGAUCUUGGACGGUGACCAGCUGAGGACGGACCCCGUAUCCACCAUGUGGAAGACUCAGAAGUUCCUCAAGGUCAAGCCGCACUUCGACUAUGACAGCCAUCUCAGGUAUGAUCCCUCGAAAGGGUUCUACUGCCAAGUCAUGCCGAGCGGGAAGACAAAGUGCCUGGGGAGGAGCAAGGGGAGACACUACCCUCCCAUGGAGAACGACACAGAGAAGUUCCUGAGUAACUACUACCUUCCCUACAACGUGGAACUGUCCAAACUGUUGACCAGGUUAGGACAGCAGCUUCCUGAUUGGCUGAGAGAGGAGCUCCGGGGAAGAUGAUGUCAGUGGAACAAGGCCAUAGGUCACCUAAGGUCAUCAGAGACUUAUAAUUGCACAUAAAAAAAAAAGAAAUUUGGAAAAUAUUGAUUGCAAAAAGUGUGAAUGGUAUAAUGUUUGAUUUAUCAUAUCCUUGUAGAUAGAAAAUACAUGUAAGCACUGCUUUGUAAUUUUUAUGCUAUAAAGAGCUUGCGUCCUUAUAAUUUGUAUUUUCAAGGAAGUCUUGAUAAAGAGAGAGAGAGAACUGUGAUAAUGAACAGAAUACUGCCUAUCUCUCUCCAAUUUGCCACCAAUCAACUUUGUGAUCUAACUGCUACUUUUGAGAUAUCGAAAACCAACAGACAAAGUGCCAUGGUGACAGUUAUAUAGCAGCACUGCAAUGUACUAAUGCCAGCCAUGAUGUCUCCACUCCAAGUUGCCUGUAGUUAUGUACCCUGAACUGUGCUUCUUUAGAACCUCUGGUAGCUGAGCUCCCGUGGAUUUAGUACAAUGUAGAAAGUAUUGGUAAAGGUGAAUGCAGGCUCAUUCUAGCAUGCACAGUAAUCAGUCUUUCAUACAAAGUUUUCUCUGACUUUGAUGAUUGUUAUCAAUAGUAAAUUUGCAUAACCUGGCCGCCAUAAUAAGAACAAAAAUUCACACACUUAAAAACCCAGUUUACCUCAUUCAGUGUUAGUGUUAUGUGAAACAUAGUACUCCAGAAAAAACACCCUGGGCUAAGAAAAACCACAUACCAGUAGGUUUCAAAGAAUCCAAGAGAGAAAUCCCACCUUGGAAUAUGAAUAAAGUUGCUGUAUACCAGAGACACAUACAUGUAUAAGCAGAUAAGGAAAAAUUUGUCACAUACAUCUGUAUAGAUACCAAUAGCUUAGUGAAGCCUGGACUAAAGUAGUAGGUUUCAAAAUGGCAAGUUUGAUGAGUUGAAAUGACAAAAGUUCAGCUUCACAAUUGUGUGAGAGAAAGUGUGUCCCCCAACCCUCUCAUGAGCUGAUCUCAGGAAGUGUAAUUGCUGUCAAGGCAUACUCCAUGGGAGGGGAGGGGGGUUAGAGGGUCUGAUUCAUGUUAUGGUAUCAGAAGUGGUGAUGUAUAGAAAAGUUGUAUCCACCUUUUUAUCCCUUUUGUGAAGGAGCGCCACCCUCUCCUUAUCAGGAGAACUGCAGCACCAAGAUUUAAGUCUUAAAACAGCAUUUAGUUGACUUUGUUAGUAGUGUACCAUUGCGGUUGCAGAACACAGUAUUUACCCUUGACCUCCGUGGUCAACAGUAAAUUGGGCAUGAAGGAGGUGGCACAGUACUUGAAAAAGUCAUAAAUAUUGUUGAGGAAGCCAACCACUCUGGCAUAUAUGAGAAGCCAACCACUCUGGGUCCUUAACCAUGUGAAUGAAUCCCUGUAGGCAGAAUACUGUGUUCUGCUGCCUUGUUAUAGUGCUUUCCCGUUAUUUUAGCUUUCUGGAUCUGCAUAGAGGCUCUGAAGGACAACUUCUAAGAAGUUUGUACAAGAUAAGAAUGGAGCUCAGAAGUUGUGUUUUAUUAAAAAAAAAACUGUAAUCUUUUUCCUUACACUAGCCAUGCCAUUCACCAGUUUUAACUGUAAAUUUUGGGGUGAGGUGAAUACUAAUGUAAUAUAUAAAAUAAUUAACAAUUAUAAAAAAAGCAUUUCUAACUGAGACUUUCACACCUGGUUGCUUCUGAUCUGAAACAUUGCACUCAGAAAGGCAGACCUAAAAUGCAACUGAUUGUCUUAUCUCCAAAAGUACAUUAUCCUGGUGUCUUGGAUUCCAUACACAAGUUGAUUUCCAUACAUAAGUUGUUUUCUAUGUAAACAGCAAAGACCAAAAGGAUGGACACUCUAUGGUUGUUUGGAACGGGAAAAUUGGUCACUAUGCCAUAACAUGCUAUGAUAAACAAGUGUUUACAAGUAAACAGUUCUUAUGUUUGGAUGCCGCCAGGUGCGUGACUGUCUCGGGACCGGGAAUGUCUAGAGGAAUAUAUUUUGUAAUUCUACAGAUAGAAUUAUCAUUCAUACUGAAUGUUUUAGAGAAGUGAAUGGAGAGACUGUUCUUUCCCACCUGCCAAGUCCCCGUCUGGUCAUGUCAGCUUUUCACACCUGUUCUGUUGCCUGUGCUAUGCCAAGUGUUAUUUAGGGCCCAGCCACCUUCAUCAUAUGAUCGUCGCACAAUCACAAGCUAAAGACAUUGUUGGGAAAGUCGUGCAAGUAUCAAACAAAAUUCAGAUGUCUUGUUACAGAAAAGGCUGUCUGAAAUCCCUGUUGGCAGUUGUUACUGUCACAGCCUGAUACAAAAUUCCAUGACGUCAAAAUUUUGCGACGACCUACGAUGAGCGUGGCAGCUCUGUUGGAACCCCGUGACGGGACCUUACUUAAUCCACUUUUGUUUUUAGUAUAUCAGUACCAAAGAAACAUAUGAAAGCCAAGUUGAUGUUGAAAGAUUGGAACAUGAAGAUUAUGGAGUAACUCAAUCUUUAGGAUAAUACAAUUUGGACAAAAGGCGGUACAACAUCUGAAGAAGUAGACAUGGCACAGACGUAAGCAAGGCAGCUUUAAAGCAAGCUUAGCCAGAAAAUUGCCAGGAUGAAAAAUCCAAAGAUGCAUUCUUUAAGUAAAGUGCAUUCUUUAAGUAAACAUCGUCCACACCCCACACAUCUCAAUGUUAAGGCAGGCAUUGUCAAAUGAUCAACAUCAUUGUUAAAAUUGCAUUAUAAAGUGAAGAAUAGGCCCUACUAGUGUCAAGACUGAUGAGUACUGAAUGUCCUACCCAGCCUGUAACACUGUGAGGGUUUAUGAUACAUGUGCACCUCACUCCGUAUACCUUGCGAUCGUCCUUACAUUGUGGGAUUGAAGUAUGAUUUUAUGUUUGAUAGAGUUUCCACAUGACAUGGUAGAAAUCCCAAAUGUCUGCAGAAGACUACAGAAUGUUACAGUGGUCCUUCUGGCACCUUCUCAACUCAACAGUAUCUACCACAGAAUAGUUUUACUCAACAAGUUAUGUAUCAUUUGUGUUCACAAGUACUUACAUGUAGACCAACCAUUGAGUCCAUUGCCAAACUCUACUACAGUAAUAUAACUAUUAUUAUCAUUAUUGUACCUGUCAUGACAAGUGAUGGAAGAAUAUUCCAUAUUGUGACAUAGAAUAUGGUGUGUUCUUCACACAUAUCUGUGACUUAGUUAGAAAAUAUUCUUUGUAACAUGACUGGAUGUUUACUAGGUUAAUCUGUAGACGAACACAGUAUUAUUUUUAAGGUUGCAGAGAAAGUUGAUGUUUGAGAAAUUUGCUAAGAAAGGAGUCGAAAUCCUCUUAAUUUGACAUGUCUCCAUGACGGUACUAAAAGGACAGUAACUGUAAUCCCAUGACCAGUGUUUCUUUACUUUCGUACCCAGAGCCCAGUUUACACUCUGUUCUGUUAAAAGGCUCUGGGUAGGAGAGUGAUGUUUUGAAACACCCUGCCUUAAAGCACCACUGUAACGUUGUAACCUUGACUGGCAAUAUUUCUGGCAGUUGUACAGUGGCGAUAGCUUCUCCCAGAUGGACAUAUUUUCAUGACAACUGAUUGAGAAUUCAGCUAGUUGUAUGAUGACCAGAAGAUCAAUUUGAGUUAUCACUGUAGUCAAUAUUUCAGCAGAACUUGAAUAAAUACAUGAGAACAGAAA